This is a messenger RNA of Juglans microcarpa x Juglans regia, 1324 nucleotides long. RefSeq names its product GDSL esterase/lipase At1g29670-like. The record is from RefSeq and is a predicted model, not a curated record. The transcript is spliced from 5 exons. Gene Ontology annotation, molecular function: hydrolase activity, acting on ester bonds. Lineage: Eukaryota; Viridiplantae; Streptophyta; Magnoliopsida; Fagales; Juglandaceae. Bases 182 to 1291 code for a protein of 369 amino acids.
UUUCUGUUCAUUAAUCCAACUUGUCUUGCACUUUUCUCGCCGGCCCUAGCCUUUUCUUGUCACAUUCUGACAUUCUUAACCACUCUUGUUCCUCAACCUGCCUGCAGAUCAGCUUUUGCAUUUUUCUGAUCUUUCUUCUAAUCUUCCUUUUUGUUUCCUCUCACAACUGCGGGCCGGCAAGAUGAGAAAAGGGGCGGCGUUAGUUCUGUUUCCUUUCUGGGUUGUGGUCUUUAUAUGUUGCAUGCAACUUCAAGCUGGCGAUGGGAAAGUACUACAACAAGUACCUUGUUAUUUCAUUUUUGGAGACUCACUUGCAGAUAAUGGCAAUAAUAACUUCCUUUCAACAACAGCUAAAGUUAAUCACCGACCGUAUGGCAUUGACUUUCCUAGUGGACCAACUGGAAGGUUCUGCAAUGGCCGAACCACCGUUGAUAUAAUAGCUGAACUUUUGGGAUUCAAUAACUAUAUUCCACCCUUUGCAACUGCUAAGGGACGAAAGAUCCUUAGUGGGGUGAAUUAUGCAUCUGGCUCUGCCGGGAUUCUUAAUGAAACUGGGCGACACAUGGGUGUUCAUAUAAGCAUGGAUGGACAGUUGAAGAACCACCAAAUUACCAUCUCACGCAUUGCUAAAAUAUUAGGAACUAAUCGGUCAGCAGCUGCAAAAUACCUAAACAAGUGUUUAUAUUCAGUUGGGAUGGGGAGUAAUGAUUUCAUUAACAACUACUUCGAGACCAAAUAUUAUCCGACAAGCCGCCGAUAUACUCCAGAGCAAUACGCAAAAGUUCUUGCAGUACAAUAUUUUAAACAAUUAAAGACUUUGUACAGUUAUGGAGCAAGGAAGAUUGCAUUGUUCGGAGUUGGACUCAUUGGCUGUGCUCCGAACUCCUUAUCUUUGCAUGGCGCCACAAAUGGCUCGACGUGCGUAGAUGCAAUGAACAAUGCAGCCCAAAUCUUUAAUCAGAAUCUGAAAUUAAUUGUCAAUCGUCUGAAUAAAACCAAAACUGAUGCAGAUUUUGUAUAUGUGGAUGGGAUGGCGCACGCUGCUGAGGCAUUAUCUUAUGGUUUCAAGGUUUUAGAUGCUGGGUGUUGUCAAGUAGGAAGUUCUGGACAAUGCAUUCCUUUCAAAACUCCUUGCCAGAAUCGGUCUGAAUACGUGUUUUGGGACGCUUUUCAUCCUACCGAAGCUGUAAAUCGAAUUACUGCCCGAUUAUCAUACAAUGUUUUGUUCCCAUCUAAGACUGAUCUUCAUCGAGAUCAUCAUGGUCAUGGUAGUCACCCAAUUGAGCUUUAGGCAUAGAGCUCUACAUUUUUCUUUCUAUAUACA